CCCCGCGUCACACACAGUCGCAGCACAGUGUCUAAGACAAUAUAUUAUUCUUAUCAUUGUUAUUAAUGUUGCACCGUGGGGGCCGUGCCCCGCCUCUGAGGGCAAGCGGUCCCUCCACCGCUAUAUACAUCCGCUCACUCGUUGCGCCUGCCCUCUCAAACAAUAUAUGACUGUGGCUGCACCUCUCCAGUGACAGCAUUUCGAGCAAACAAACACCAUCACUUUGUCUUUUUGUCUUCCCCUGCUUCCCUACCAAGUCAGCAUGGACCCCUCCUCCUUCUCGCCGGCACAAUGGUGCCAGGCCUUCUUCUUCGCCGUCGGCCUGUUCAUAGUCAGCAUCCACCUGGCCGGGCCCCUGUCGCUCAAGAUCAACUGGCUCGGCUACGGCCCGCGCACCCUGGGCGCCGGCGGCGGCGGCGCCCGCAAGCAGCCGGCCACCGCCGUCGCCAUCGCCGUCCCAUCGCGCGUUUCCGUGCCCCACUCCUGGUUCAUCUCCUUCUACUACACGUCUGUCUUGCUCUCCGCCUUCUGGGCGCACCAGCUCUCGACGCGGGGCGCCAUCGCCAUGCGCCUCGUCCGCUGGCAGGCCGCGGCCGGCGGGCCGUCCAUGACGGUCACCCAGGUCGCGCUGCUGUGGGCCAUGAUGCUGUUCCAGGGCCUGAGGAGGCUGCUUGAGUGCGUGCUGGUGAUGAAGCUCUCGGCAAAGUCCACCAUGUGGGUUAUGUAUUGGGUUGCUGCCGAGGGCUUUUAUCUGUGCAUGAGCAUUUCCGUGUGGAUCGAGGGAUCAGGUGCCAUCCUCGAGACGCCGGAUCCGGUCGCUGCUUUGGAUCCGCUAUCUAUCGCCAACGCGAGGACGGCCAUCGCCCUGGUUUUCUUUCUUUCCGGUGCGCUCUUGCAGAACCAAAGCCACCGCCAUCUGGCCAGCCUUGAGAAGUACUCGCUGCCCAGCGCAGGCAUGUUCAAGUACAUCAUCUGCCCGCACUACACGGCCGAGUGUCUGGUGUACCUAGGCCUCGCGCUGGCCGCGGCACCGGAAGGUCGAGUCUUGAACACGACGCUCCUCGCCGCCCUGCUCUUCACGUUCACGAACCUCGCCAUAUCAGCCAAGACGACUCGGGACUGGUACAGCGAGAAGUUCGGCGCCGAUAAAGUGGCCAAGAAGUGGAACAUCUUGCCCUUUGUCUUUUGAAGCAUCGGGCAAAGCAGGGGCGAUGGGUGCAAGAGGCCAAUCUUGCGUGGAGUCGUCCCUUGGAUGGCGUUUGCGAACAGGGGUGGCUGUUUCGACGAUUUGCAAGCGCGUCACUUUCUUCCGCAGCCGGCGUGCUGAGAGGGUCUGGACAGGACAAGGAGCACA
This is a messenger RNA of Thermothielavioides terrestris NRRL 8126, 1354 nucleotides long. RefSeq lists its product as uncharacterized. Gene Ontology annotation, molecular function: 3-oxo-5-alpha-steroid 4-dehydrogenase activity. The record is from RefSeq and is a predicted model, not a curated record. Gene Ontology annotation, biological process: dolichol-linked oligosaccharide biosynthetic process; polyprenol catabolic process. Bases 263 to 1189 code for a protein of 308 amino acids. The transcript is spliced from 2 exons. Gene Ontology annotation, cellular component: endoplasmic reticulum. NCBI's taxonomy places the organism in Eukaryota, Fungi, Ascomycota, Sordariomycetes, Sordariales, Chaetomiaceae.